Tupaia belangeri chinensis (Chinese tree shrew) is the source of this 1303-nucleotide messenger RNA. RefSeq names its product transmembrane protein 17 (gene TMEM17). Gene Ontology annotation, cellular component: ciliary transition zone. Gene Ontology annotation, biological process: non-motile cilium assembly. The transcript has 4 exons. Bases 42 to 635 code for a protein of 197 amino acids. Lineage: Eukaryota; Metazoa; Chordata; Mammalia; Scandentia; Tupaiidae. The record is from RefSeq and is a predicted model, not a curated record.
AUGGCCCUGGUUUGAGGGGCGAGGGACACUGAGGCCCAGGCAUGGAGCUGCCGGCGCCAGUUCGCCAGCGACUGGGAAAUUUCAGCCGCACCGUGUUCAGCGACUCCAGCCGGACUGGGCCGGAAUACAAUGAAGGUCCGGAUAAUGAAAUGGUCUCCAGUUUGGCACUACAAAUGUCACUUUAUUUUAACACUUACUUUUUCCCACUUUGGUGGGUGAGCUGCAUUAUGAUGCUUCAGAUGAAGUAUUCAGUCUUGCCGGAUUACUACAAAUUCAUUGUGAUCACUGUUAUCAUCCUAGUAACCUUAAUCGAAGCCAUCCGGUUGUAUCUGGGCUACAUGGGGAACCUACAGGAGAAGGUUCCAGAGUUGGCUGGCUUUUGGCUUUUGAGUCUGCUGUUACAGUUGCCUUUAAUUCUUUUCUUGCUCUGCAAUCAAGGCCUAACAAAUCUACCCUUGGAGAAAGCAAUACAUAUCAUCUUCACUAUCUUCCUUACUUUCCAAGUCGUUUCAGCAUUUCUUACCUUGAGGAAAAUGGUCAAUCAGUUGGCAACUCGUUUCCACCUCCAAGACUUCGACCGGCUCUCUGCGAAUAGAGAUGAAAGGAGAAUGAGGUCAUGUGUAGAAGAGAUUUGACACAGUUCUGCUGAGUGAAAAAUCCAAAAAAUUGUCCGAGAAGACUACAAAAGUUAGGAAGACAUCAGAGAUCUAACAUGAGAAAAGGGACAAAAGAACUGUUUUGAAUUGUAUACUUUAAGAUUUUAAGACUGAGGGCAAUGGUCACUUUGUACAGCUCCUGAAAGCAGUAUAUUAAUUAACCUUACAACCUAGGUGUCCCCCUGCUGCCAAGUUUAUUUUCCUGAUGUUGACUUUUUCAGGUGCGUAGAAAUCUAUUAGUGGUUGUCACAUACUAGCUUUACUGUAGUAACUAGAAAUACGUAUAUUUCUUUUUAUUGUCAUUUAACGAUAUUUUGGCUAUGUAUCUGACCAUGUUUCUUGAAGCACAUGGAAAUGCUAAUCAAUAUUCUUGACUAUUGGACUAUAUUUAUAAACCAAUAGUUCAAAUUUUGAUGUCUGCUAGGGUCACAUUCUAACCUUAGAGACCUUAGCCUGUUAAUACUGAGGUUAAGACAAAAACAUGUGAAGGGCCAGCCUGUGGCCUGGUGGCUAAGGGAGCUGGAGUCCACAUAGCUGACAGCAUGGAUUAAGUUGUGGACCUUGCAGCUUGUAAAAUACACUGGAUGUGUGUGCACAUGUGUCCAAAAUCUCAAAAGGAGGGAGAAAUGGAGGAGAAGAGAUUAAGA